UCGGAGAUGGUGUGCCUGAACUCGCCAACGGGUACUAUCGACGGCACAGCCGGGUCACUUGUAAGGCGCCGCGCAUGCAGCCGGCAAACAGUUGGGAUGGUAUUUGUAGCCUCGCGGGAUUGUCAGGCAUGCAGCACUCUUCUUCAACUGAUGUUAUUUGCGCCUCGAUUGGAUACGGAGAUAGGUCGUAAAGGGCAGUCGAAGAAAGCGCUCGGAAGGUAUGAACUGGGGAAUGCAAACCCUUCGUUCGCCUGCCACACUUAUGUCCGCGUCGCACAUGUGUACAUUCAAACUGGCGUAUCCUCGGACCGGGUUUCAGAAGGGACGACGCCUUGUUCUACCCACACCCGGGCCCCAGCUUUUCCACCCCAACUUGAACGUUGCUUCGUGCUCGCUGAACGAGAUGUCGAGGCGUGAGCUUCGAGCCGUUGUAUCAAGGGGUCAAGGGCCGUUUGCUCCGUCGUUCUCUGGCUUUCAUCCAUGCGGGCUCGCAGCCGUAUCGGUCCGUGCUGUCGUCAGCAGGGUCGGGAUCCGGCAGCAAGGUGUCGGCAGGAACCCGGCGAAGGAAGCUGAAGCAGGAAGUGGUCAAGCCUCAACACGCAGAACACGGGUGGCUCGUUCGUUCGACUCGUUCGUUUCCCAUUCUUUGACGUCGUACCGAGCUGAUAUAUCAAUGUUGGUGAGCGGACAACGACAUGCUUACCUGUACUCCCUACCCUGUGGCUUUGCAUGCUCCCGCAGAAAGCUAGGACGCCUUUAUUCCGAGUCCAAUCACCGGGACCUUCAUGACGGCAUUCACGCCGCAACGUGGAUGUCAUUGCAGACAUGCUUGGGAGAGAGCGAGGCGCAGUCGAUGUGGACGGUUUGCCGGGUGUUGAUUUCUGUUUGAAUUCUCGGGUUGAAGACGUUGAUGUCCAAACUGCCUCACGGGGCGAAGAAGGAAGACAACGAGAUUGCGGGUAAUCUGAUUUCAAUGACAAGAAGUUGAAGCCCCGACGUUGAAAACCAACGAAGGAAAACGGG
Messenger RNA from Neurospora tetraspora, 1023 nucleotides. RefSeq lists its product as uncharacterized. The transcript has a single exon. Bases 221 to 889 code for a protein of 222 amino acids. NCBI's taxonomy places the organism in Eukaryota, Fungi, Ascomycota, Sordariomycetes, Sordariales, Sordariaceae. The record is from RefSeq and is a predicted model, not a curated record.